UAUUUAUUAGCACGUCUUGCCGGGCGUGGCAUGCUCUUCCCUGCCGGAAGGGAGGAGGCAAUAGCCGUAGUGUGCUCCGGGGCUGCUGGAUGCUCCAUGAUGGAUGAGGGAUGACAGAUCGGGGUUAGCCGCCAGGGGAGUCCAUUUUCCUGCAGCGUACGGUCCUCACGCCGGACAGAAAGCGAAGGAAGGAAGAUAAGGAGAGAGCAUCAGCCGUCCCCUCUCUCUUUUCCUGGUUUUUCACUCUCCCUCCACUCCAGUGCACCGCAGUCUAGCGGGCUUUACACACUGACUGCACCGCUUUGACGCUGCUGCUGCCGACCCAGCCCAGUGAACUAAAGCACGGAGAGGAGCACAGCUGGAAAUUAAAUGCUGCAAAGCGUGUGGUUGGAAAUGCAUCUUUUUGCAAUGCGUGUUUUCUCCUUUCUUGGUGUCCGAUAAUCCCAAGACCUUGAAAGCUGACGGAGAAGAAAACUGGCUUUGGGGAUAUUUUGCAGCGCGGUUUGCAGAUGCAGCUCAUCAUGAGGAUGAAAUAGAGCUGCACUCGGUGAUAUAACUCCUGGAUCAUGCAGGUUCUGCAGGCUUGGACGUUAGUUAUAAUACUCGCCCAUGCACAUGUUUUGUUAUCCCUGAAAAAUAAUAAUGCAGAAGUUGGGAGCAAAGACGACAGCAUCAGCAGCGGCUACUCUAGCAGGACUUUCCACGGUCCGCCCCGGGAAAGCCGUCAAAACAAAGCCCGAGACCGCGCGCUCUUACCCGGAUACGCCACAGGUGCGAGCCUUAACUCCACUCGGCCGUGGAAGAGGGCGACAGAGGGGGGAAGAAGGCGAGCCGGACACGGCAAACGCGACUUCAAUAGGAGCGUGACACCCGUGGAGGAUCCCGGCGGGUUGUCCCACUGGGACGCGACGCGCCAUCAUAAUAAGAGGAUAAAGUUGAAUGGUAGCGCGGGGACGCCGGCAGGUGGACACUACAAUGCGGCUAAGCCUCUUUCAAUGGUUCGGGAAGAUGGAGGAGGGGUGCUGGAGGAGGGGGACAAGCACCAAAGAGGCUCAAAGACGGGGAAGAGGUGGAGGAACAAACACAACAGAAGCGCUGUGGGUAUGUCACCGUGGGAACCCGUCCCCAAACCGGUGGCUCUUACGUCCACCGACCUCCCGCUUGACCUCUUCACCAGGAGGCCCGAGUUUUUCACCUUCAGGGAGGAUAACCCGUGGGAUGCCACCCCGAUCACCCCUCCUGGCUCGCCGGAUUUUGGAGACGAGAUCAAGAACCCGUUCUACCCCGUGACGAGCGAAACGUAUGGCGCCUAUGCAAUCACAUGCGUGUCAGGCGUAAUUUUCCUGGUUGGCAUAGCGGGCAACAUCGCCAUCCUAUGCAUCGUGUGCCAGAACUACUACAUGAAGAGCAUCUCCAACUCUCUGCUGGCCAAUCUGGCCGUGUGGGAUUUUGUGCUUAUCUUCUUCUGCCUCCCCAUGGUGGUUUUCCAUGAGCUCACAAAGUCAUGCCUGUUGGGGGAGUUUACCUGCAAAGUGGUGCCCUAUGUGGAGGUUGCCUCCUUGGGCGUGACUACCUUCACCCUGUGUGCACUCUGCAUUGAUCGCUUCCGUGCAGCCACCAAUGUCCAGAUGUACUACGAGAUGAUCGAGAACUGCACCUCUACAACAGCCAAGCUGGCAGUCAUCUGGAUCGGUGCCCUCCUCUUGGCCCUACCAGAGCUCCUUAUUCGACAGCUCGUGGCAGAGGACACUGGACUUCCGGAUGAGCCCCCAGUUGAACGCUGUAUUAUUAGGAUAUCCACAUCCCUUCCUGAUAUGCUGUAUGUGCUUGGUCUGACCUAUGAGGGUGCUCGGCUGUGGUGGUGCUUUGGCUGUUACUUCUGCCUCCCGACCCUCUUCACCAUUGGGUGCUCGCUGGUGACAGCACGCAAGAUCAGGCAUGCAGAGCAGGCCAGUGUUCGCAGCAAUAAGAAGCAGAUCAAGUUGGAGAGCCAAAUGAACUGCACUGUCGUGGCUCUGGCAAUCGUAUAUGGUGCAUGUGUGGUGCCCGAGAACAUAUGCAACAUAGUAUCUGCAUACAUGGCAGCAGGUGUUCCAGAGCACACCAUGUCCAUCUUGCAUCUUCUCUCCCAGCUGCUGUUGUUCUGUCGGGCUGCUGUGACACCGGCGCUGCUGCUUCUGCUGUGUCGUCCAUUAGGGAGGGCGUUCCUUGACUGCUGUUGUUGCUGCUGCUGUAACCACGUACCCUCCUCGGCCACAGCUAGUGAUGAUAACGAGCAUGAGUGCACUACUGAACUGGAGCUGUCGCCAUUCAGCACUAUCCGCAGGGAAUUGAGUAACUACACCCCUGCUGGCUCCAACUGCUGAGCUGAUAGCCCCGAUCAGGCAGGGCAAUUUUCCGGGCCUGUUCAUGACUUGUGUUUCUUGUGCUUGGCUAAGAGAGAUUUGCCUUAUCUAGUCUCCUCGCAUUUUGUACAUGAGUACAAAAAUGAGGUUGGACACCAAAAAUAAAAUUCACCUUUAGCCAAUGGCUCUAGAAGGUUCCACUUUGUAAAAGUCUAACCCUUCUUUUCCAAAAACAGCUAACAAAAACAAACUCUUUUUUUACACUCAUGGCCUUGGGUGAUAUUCAAACAUAUACAUUACAUACUUUUAGCGACCCUGCCUGAAACCUUUAAGACACACAAAGCUCCCAUCUGUAGGGCAUAUAUACCCUAGUGUAAGGAGCCGUUGACAUGGUCCUUUAACCUUUCUGAUUCAUGGUUUAUUAAACAGACUGACUGGCACCCUUAGAAAAGAUGUAAUAACUCUUAUUGCAUCGAAACUCUCAAACCCAGUUCUCUAACAAAGAUUUUUGGAGAUUUUUUAACCUUUUGUUGCUUUUCUUGAAUUGUAUGUUCUCUUGUCUUUCCCAUUUUGAAAAGUGGCUAGGAGAAAUUGGCAUGUGUGUUAUAUCAUUCACUAGUGAUCAAUCUCCUAAAAAGGGAAAACACAGUACAAGAAAUCACACUUAGUACUUCAAAAUCCAAAGAAAAGAAAUAGGAGCAAGAAACUAAAUAAUCGGAGUAGGCAAAUUGUUAAAAAAAAAAAGUAUUUAAACCUUAAGACCUUAAAACCUUAAAAGGUUAAAAUCUGUACAUAAAUCUGGCUUUCACAUCAUUCCAUCCCAUGCAUUCAUAUUGUCAUAACAUGAUAGCAAAGGCAAAAAGGCUUUCUUUCUGUCUUUUAACAUGUGAGGAUUGAUGAAAUCCAUAAGCAAGGUUCUACUGCUAUCAUCUGCUGAGGUCGGACACAGUGAAAUAGUCACUUUAAAUUACUAAAAAACCCUUAGGGACAAAUAAGUCAAAUGAACCCAAAACAGUUUCACUGGUGCCAAGAUGGAGGAUCCAACAGGCUGAUCCACAACUAAGAUUAAGGUCUUACUGAUGCUGACUGCAACCACAAUACAUUGCUCAAAAAAAUAAAGGGAACACUCAAAUAACACAUCCUAGAUCUGAAUAAAUGAAAUAUUCUCAUUGAAUAUGUUGUUCUGUACAAAGUUGAAUGUGCUGGCAACAAAAUCACACAA
Girardinichthys multiradiatus is the source of this 3567-nucleotide messenger RNA. RefSeq names its product G protein-coupled receptor 37b (gene gpr37b). Lineage: Eukaryota; Metazoa; Chordata; Actinopteri; Cyprinodontiformes; Goodeidae. Gene Ontology annotation, biological process: adenylate cyclase-inhibiting G protein-coupled receptor signaling pathway; positive regulation of MAPK cascade. The transcript has 2 exons. Gene Ontology annotation, molecular function: prosaposin receptor activity; G protein-coupled peptide receptor activity. The record is from RefSeq and is a predicted model, not a curated record. The coding region runs from base 567 to 2366 and encodes 599 amino acids. Gene Ontology annotation, cellular component: signaling receptor complex; plasma membrane.